UUGGAGAUAUUUGCAUCCAAGCCAUGAGAGAUGACAUGGAGGGAUAUUUCAAAUCACCCCGGUUUGAGGCUCAAAUGGGCAAUGGCUCUGUAUUGGAUAGAGUCACUCCCGACAUGGCCCAUUUGGUGAAUCCUUAUUGGGGUCGCUUUCCUCCGAUGCCAUCAGCAACCAGCCAACUUUUUGGAAUUUUUACCGCAGUUAUUAUGGUUAUAUCCUGUUGUGGCAAUGGCGUUGUGGUGUAUAUUUUUGGUGGAACCAAAUCCCUACGAACUCCUGCAAACCUACUGGUACUAAAUCUAGCCUUUUCCGAUUUUUGUAUGAUGCUCUCCCAAUCGCCGGUAAUGAUUAUAAAUUUCUAUUUCGAAACAUGGAUUUUGGGGCCGAUGUGGUGUGAUAUCUAUGCAAUAUGUGGUUCAAUGUUUGGCUGUGUCUCCAUAUGGUCUAUGUGCAUGAUAGCCUUGGAUCGGUAUAAUGUCAUUGUGAAGGGCGUCUCGGGGAGGCCAAUGACCGUGAAAUUGGCCUUGGUGAAAAUAACUUUUAUAUGGAUGUUUGCAACAUUUUGGACCCUGAUGCCUCUAUUGGGGUGGAGUGCUUAUGUACCUGAAGGAAAUUUAACCGCCUGCAGUAUUGAUUACAUGACACGCGAUUGGAAUCCACGUUCCUAUUUGAUCUCCUACUCGUUGCUGGUCUACUACACCCCCCUCUUCCUGAUUUGCUACUCAUAUUGGUUUAUAAUCGCCGCCGUUUCGGCCCACGAAAAAGCAAUGCGUGAACAGGCCAAAAAAAUGAAUGUCAAAUCGUUGCGUUCAUCGGAGGAUUGUGAAAAAAGUGCCGAAGCCAAAUUGGCCAAGGUGGCAUUGACAACAAUAUCCCUGUGGUUUUUGGCAUGGACACCCUAUUUAAUAAUCUGUUAUCAUGGCCUGUUUAAAUUUGAUGGCCUAACACCAACAACCACCAUUCUGGGUGCAACCUUUGCCAAAACCAGUGCCGUAUACAAUCCCAUUGUCUAUGGCCUAAGUCAUCCAAAAUAUCGUCUUGUACUCAAGGAGAAAUGUCCAAUGUGUGUUUUUGGUUCGACGGAGGAACCAAAGCCGGAUAGUGAUACUCAAACCACCUCACAGGCAGAAUCUCAGGCUUAGAUUCAGGA
Messenger RNA from Musca vetustissima, 1147 nucleotides. Its product is annotated as opsin Rh2. Gene Ontology annotation, cellular component: membrane. Gene Ontology annotation, biological process: G protein-coupled receptor signaling pathway; phototransduction; visual perception. Lineage: Eukaryota; Metazoa; Arthropoda; Insecta; Diptera; Muscidae. Bases 24 to 1139 code for a protein of 371 amino acids. The transcript is spliced from 3 exons. Gene Ontology annotation, molecular function: G protein-coupled receptor activity. The record is from RefSeq and is a predicted model, not a curated record.